AUGGAGGACGUCCAGGCAACCGCACGAUGGGCCAAUCGUAUGCUGCGCCCUCUAACCUCUAUCUACCGCCGCCUUGAGAAACACCAAGAGACACUAUCAAUUAUCGCUACCGAAUCGAGAUCCCAGAAUUACCCAGAAGACAGCUUUGUGACUGCGCCGGCCACAACAACACAGGUUCGAAAAAGCAGGAUCAAUGGGUCGGAUGCGGACGAGGACGAGAACGAUCCCGUUUGGGUACCCGGCAAGAAGGUCGAGCAGCGCCGGAUCAGACACAAAUACUCGUCUCGUGGGGAGGAGAACGGUGGGCGCAGACGCAACCGGUUGUCUAUCCACAGCCCAGAGGCACCUCGGACGCUGCCUGGCGCGAUCGAGCUCGCGACGCCUUUGAUUAACGGGAAACGAUGGGAGGCCCCUUCGAGCGUGCAAUCACAGCCCUCAUCCAUUAAGCCCAGUCGUGUCUACGGAAAGGGACACCUGCAGGCAUUUCGCGAUAAAUAUCCGCUGCACAAGAGUCCGUGGCAGGAGCUGCUCCACCAAUCCGGCGACUCUGGCUUUGCCGAUAUUGCGCAUAAUCUUCAUCGUGUUCUCCAGAACUUUCUGUGCAAUACUCGGAUCACCAAAAAUGAUACCAACGAUCCACCUCCAAAGCCUCUUCGUGGCGCGCGUUCUCUGAUGUCGAUGGUCGUGCGGCGUUUGCCCGAGUUCAUUGCAAACGAGCAGAAGGAGCAAGGCGAGUUGGACGAGGAUGGAGAUGAAGACAUGUGCGGUGCAUAUUUUACAGAAUUGGAAUCUUUCUACGCACCUCACGGCAGGGGAUGGAAGCCUCUUCGCGAAGCCGUGCGCUCUCAGGGCAUCCAUUUGGUGGCUAUGAUGAUACAAAACAAGUGGGUGACUGAAGCGGUCGCCUGCGCGCUUAUUGAAAAGUGUCGAUAUCAUGAACCAGAUGCUUGCGAGUCUUUAUUGUCGACAUUUCUUUCCACGUGCAAGACAUACCCUUACCCGCUCUCCUUACGCCCGUCUGGUGAUUCACAAUUGAAGGGUGACGCUGUCCAAUUACUGCGGCUUUAUGCUUGCUACGGCCCGGCACAUCGGUCUUAUAUUUUUGAUGAGCUGGCCAAGCUUCUUUUACGCGGUGUUCUUCCGCCAGAAUGGAUGGCAACGAAGUUGUGGACUAGCUGGAUGACACGUGCAACGAUAUCAUUAUCAAAGGAAGACGCCGAUUGUGCCGCGGCCUCGCGGCUGAUCGAAGCCGUGAUCCUUUCAGCCAGCGGCGUUCGUCCAGACACCCAGUCCGCGGCACCUGUGCGAAGAUACUCUCGCAAACGGCCAGCAUUCCGCGGUGGAAGGACGCGCGCUUCGUCCGCGGCAGCUACGAACAAGCCGGCCGCUGACCGGCCGUGCCCCGUGCCGGUGGAGGACGCUCUGAGUAACCACGUCAUGAGCCUCAUGGCAGCGCUGUGCGGGAUGCAUGUCUCGAGGUCUCGCGAAUUGGAUGCGGCUGACUCUGCGGGUGGGACGAAAGCGGGGGUUAUCCUCAAAUACGUCUCUUUUUCAGUGGAGCGGGAGAUGGACUUAAAGCCUUUCUCUGGUAGUCCCAGCAUCACCUCUCAUCACUUAUUACGGCGUGGGUGCAUUUUACUGGCGAAUUGUCUGCUACGAUGUAACACUGCAGUAUUAUCCGACGACCUCCCAGACGAAGUGACACUCACAACAAAUGUCGACGACUAUUCGCACGAAUUGGCUUCCCGCUCAAACCUGGUAAAGGAAUUGGCAUCAUUUGUGCGGCAAGCUUUUCGUUGUUUUGGAGGCAGUUCGGAAAGUGAGCGCGUCCGAACCGGUCAAGAAAUUCGCCGCAUGAUAGCUCUCUUCCCUCGGCUCACCAAAGCGCCGGGUUUAUCUGCGCUUCUUGGUCGAAUCGCCGCAGAAGCUGCCAUGGAGUUUGCAGAGAGUACUGGUGAGCCGGAAGAUCACCUGUGGGCCGUUGAGAUUCAAGAGAUGGUAGCCUCUGUCCGGGCUCGAGCGGAGGAUGAAGAAAACGAUGGCGUUGUUGACGCUGGACAGAGGACCGGCCUCUACCGCUGGGAAGAGAGCAUUGGAGAGUGGGUUGCUAGGACGCCGAUGGCAAAGCGCAAGCCGAUAUUUGCAAGGCAUAGCAGCAAGUGCGCCUUCAUGUCUUCAACUCCACCGCCAUGUAUACCGUGUUCCACAGAUAGCAGCUCUCCCUUCUCAGAUCGGUCCGAGAGGCCCGGCUCCAGCUUGACCUCAUCCCCUUCAUCGGUGUGCACGAAGCGAUCGCUCGAACACUCCGACUCCUCGCCUACACGACCCCGCAAGCGACAGCGGUCUGCUUCCGUGGUUGUGAUCAACAAUGUGGAGCGCCCUCGAACGAGGUCUUCGACUAUCAAUUACAGAACCCGAUCCGCGUCCGUGACGUCGGCCUCCUCUCGUCGUUACCAUCUGCGGGAAAUGUCGAGGACCAAUAUAGUCCAGCAGCGGGGCCCCAUGGGGCCCCGGCCCGCACCCAAGAUCGAAGUCGUGAUUAUCAAUAAAAAAGGGACCAGAGCGGCCGAGGAUGAGCUUGCGGAGCCUGUCCGGGAGCCUGUUGUCAAGCAGGUCCAUCACCCUGCAGAUCGUCGACCACGCGGACGGCCUCCAGGGCGACCACCUUCUGCGCCGUCAAUACCACGACGAGCGCCGAUGGUGAUUCCCUGCUCCCAGGACGAGGACAGCGAUGAUGAGCUGAGCUUCAUGUGA
Messenger RNA from Penicillium riverlandense, 2754 nucleotides. RefSeq lists its product as uncharacterized. The record is from RefSeq and is a predicted model, not a curated record. Lineage: Eukaryota; Fungi; Ascomycota; Eurotiomycetes; Eurotiales; Aspergillaceae. The coding region runs from base 1 to 2754 and encodes 917 amino acids. The transcript has a single exon.